AUGCCCAGAAGGAAGAGCGCCCAAGAUCUCUUUCGCGAUGGCAGAAAUAAGGGCUCCGUGCAAUGCACUGAAGGGAUCACCAAUUCAGUCGUCUUCAAGAAGGUCGAUGACAAAACGUUGAGGCAGUACAACCGCAUGAUUGGCCUCUGGAACCAAUACGCUGAAGAACACGCUGAUGACAAUCCCAGCCCCUACGAUCUGAAAUCUCUGAAAGACUUCAUGAAGGAGGUUGUGUUUGGCAUUGAUGGCGUAGAAAAUGAUCCAAAUCCAGGUGAAGGGACUGUCAAGGUGUAUUGGAAGCAGUUCAUAGCCGGCUGGCAACGAGAACACCCUGCUAUUCCUGGGCACAUCACGAUCUCUGUGACUAAUGUUGGUGUUUCUUGCGACGGCGGGAACAAGGUCUACUCUUAUUAUUGA
Messenger RNA from Cryphonectria parasitica EP155, 417 nucleotides. RefSeq lists its product as uncharacterized. Lineage: Eukaryota; Fungi; Ascomycota; Sordariomycetes; Diaporthales; Cryphonectriaceae. The transcript has 2 exons. Bases 1 to 417 code for a protein of 138 amino acids. The record is from RefSeq and is a predicted model, not a curated record.